AACUCAUUUUGAUAUACAUAUUUCUAACUCUCAUAUAAAUAAUUGUUAUUAACUAUCAUUCAGGAGUACUAUCUUCAUCGGGACAAACUUUCUUCCUCUCAUCGCCGGUAAAGACGGCCAUGGCCGGAUCUCAACACCGUCCACAACCAGACCUCCUUCUUCUCCCCUUAGCUUCACUGUUAUUUGGAUUUGGAGCUCAAGUUUCGGCUUUCUGAGUAUUGGACUUCCUCAUCUUCUCAAUCUCAACCGCGGGAACAAGGGGCUUCAUUUUGGAAGGGAAAGGAAGAUACGAAGUCAGGGUUUCACGUUUCUGGAGUAGCAAAACCCAUUGUUCGCUCCAUUUGCUCCAACGGUUCUGGAUUACCAAAACCCAUCGCUUUUUCUGGAUUACCCUCCAACGGUUCUCGUAUCAGCCCCAUUUUUCGCUCCGAAGGUCCUCCAACGGUUCUCGUGUCAGCCCCAUUGUUCGCAACUCCGUCGGGACAGGUUGUCAAUGCAUUCGAGUCCGGUGAGCAUCUGUGGAUUGUCAGGGUUUGAUGGUUAAACCCUAUUUGCAACCUUUGUGUAGCAUCUGUGUGAGAGAGAGCAUGCACCAGACUUGGAUCUGAAACUCUUCUCUCUGAUUUGGGUCCUGGAAAAAGCUUCAGAAGCUUCAGGCCGAUAUGGUGACCGAUCCGGGAAAACUGUACUUUUCUGUAUCCAGAAUCCCAGAUUGGUAUUGGCUGAGAGCCUGAGACCGAUACGAUACCCAAGAACUAAAUUCCUGGUUGCACUUGCCUAUUUUGAAUAUUAGAAGGGUAUUUUGGUAAUCUGAUACACUAAGGCCCUUUUCUCAUUCGAUUCUCACAUUAACAACGAAAGGGUUUGGGGUUUUAGAGAAGACCAACUCAGCAUUGCCGGAGGAGACGACCACAAUCGGGAUUGAUGGUGUUAAAGUGGUUUAUGUUUCUCUUUAUUUAGAUCAUCACUUCAAUCUAAGAUGGCAGGUUUAAUUUCCAAGUGUUCAAGUGUGGGUCGUUCGAUGUUGGGUGGCCUUGGCAACAAUUCUCAGCGUUUUCUUGGAACUUCGCAUGAGAUAAUGAGGAUGACAUGCAACCAAUUCUUAUCUCAGCAGCAUAGAACAUUCAUACAGAUGAGGACCAAUCUGAAAGUUGUGGAUAACUCAGGGGCGAAGCGGGUGAUGUGCAUACAAGCUCUGAAGGGGAAGAAAGGGGCAAGGUUGGGAGACACUAUAAUAGCAUCAGUAAAGGAAGCCCAGCCUCGGGGCAAAGUGAAGAAAGGAGAUGUUGUAUAUGGUGUGGUUGUGCGUGCUGCUAUGCAGAGGGGCCGUUGUGAUGGGAGUGAGAUCAAGUUCGAUGACAAUGCAGUAGUCCUUGUCAACAAGCAAGGAGAGCCAAUUGGAACUCGUGUAUUUGGACCUGUCCCACAUGAAUUGAGGAAGAAAAAGCAUGUUAAAAUUCUCACUCUAGCAGAGCAUAUUGCAUGAGGUAUCAUUUUCUUCCUGAGGUAUCAUUUUCUUUCUUUUGGUUUUUUGAUUGUUAAAUUUUUCCCUGCAUCUGGGAAGAGUGUGAAUUGGGUAUUAGGGGCAUAAUGUUGUAUUGCCAAAAAACAGUAUGACCAUGUUUGAUUCGAGUCUUUAAGCUGCCUCAAGCACACAAAUUUUUGUUUGGAGUAAAUGCCCCCCUCCCCCCUCCUCUUUCUUUUUCUCUGUGUUAUGCUUGUAUCAAAACAUGCAAUGACAGGUUGUUUAAUUGGCUUCUAUUCAUUUUCUUUUUCCAA
This is a messenger RNA of Macadamia integrifolia, 1779 nucleotides long. RefSeq names its product 50S ribosomal protein HLP, mitochondrial-like. Gene Ontology annotation, cellular component: mitochondrial large ribosomal subunit; ribosome. The transcript has 7 exons. Gene Ontology annotation, biological process: translation. The coding region runs from base 980 to 1486 and encodes 168 amino acids. Lineage: Eukaryota; Viridiplantae; Streptophyta; Magnoliopsida; Proteales; Proteaceae. Gene Ontology annotation, molecular function: structural constituent of ribosome; large ribosomal subunit rRNA binding. The record is from RefSeq and is a predicted model, not a curated record.